This is a messenger RNA of Vitis vinifera (wine grape), 2031 nucleotides long. RefSeq names its product probable sphingolipid transporter spinster homolog 2. The transcript has 15 exons. Gene Ontology annotation, cellular component: membrane. NCBI's taxonomy places the organism in Eukaryota, Viridiplantae, Streptophyta, Magnoliopsida, Vitales, Vitaceae. The coding region runs from base 127 to 1542 and encodes 471 amino acids. The record is from RefSeq and is a predicted model, not a curated record. Gene Ontology annotation, biological process: transmembrane transport. Gene Ontology annotation, molecular function: transmembrane transporter activity.
CCAACCAUUACCAAAGCAUAAGAAAAGCAAUUUUCAAAAGCAUUUUGCUUUAUACAAAAGCAAACAACUAUAACAACCUCAAUCCCCAGCCACCCUUCCAAAAUCCAACUAAUUGUCCACAUUGUCAUGGCUACCAUGGCUGAAGAGCAGCCGAACCCAUAUAUGGAACCUAGCCCACCGGUGAGGCUUUCUUCUGAGACAGACAUGGCUGGAACUGACACCACGUCAGCCCCUUCAUGGUUCACCCCAAAGAGGUUACUUGUAAUCUUUUGUGUAAUUAAUUUGUUAAAUUAUGUGGACCGAGGAGCAAUGGCAAGCAAUGGUGUGAAUGGGAGUCGCAGAACUUUCACAAAAAGUGGGACAUGCUCAUCUGGCAGUGGAAUUCAGGGGGAUUUUAACCUGAACAAUUUUGAAGAUGGUAUUUUAUCAUCUGCUUUUAUGGUUGGACUUCUUGUAGCUUCUCCAAUCUUUGCAUCCUUGGCUAAGAGUGUCAACCCAUUUAGGCUAAUUGGAGUUGGAUUGUCAGUUUGGACUGUUGCUGCAGUUGGCUGUGGUUUUUCAUUUAAUUUCUGGUCCAUUACAAUCUGUCGCAUGUUUGUUGGUGUUGGUGAGGCUUCAUUUAUAAGUCUUGCUGCUCCAUUCAUUGAUGACAAUGCCCCAGUUGCUCAGAAAACAGCCUGGCUGGCAAUAUUCUACAUGUGUAUACCAUCUGGAAUUGCAGUCGGCUAUGUUUAUGGUGGAUUGGUUGGAGAUCAUUUUAGUUGGCGUUAUGCAUUCUGGGGGGAAGCAAUUUUGAUGCUUCCAUUUGCUAUACUAGGUUUUAUUAUGAAACCUUUGCAGUUAAAAGGUUUUGCUCCUGCUAAAUCAAAGAAAACACAGACAGCUGUAGAGACAAUUGCCCAAGAAGGUCAAGAUACAGAGGCUUUGAAUGGUAAAGAUGGUGCCUUGUCCAUGAAGGCAGAUUCCAAAUAUCAAAGCUCAAAUACACCUUCCGGGUCAACAAUUUCUUCCAAUAAUGUAAACCAGUUCUCAAGAUUUUUUAAAGAUAUGAAAGUUCUUUUGUGUGAUAAGGUGUAUGUUGUAAAUGUUCUAGGAUAUAUAUCUUAUAACUUUGUCAUAGGCGCAUACUCUUACUGGGGGCCAAAAGCUGGUUAUAAUAUUUAUAAUAUGAGCAAGGCAGAUCUGAUAUUCGGAGGGAUUACAAUUGUGUGUGGAAUAUUGGGAACAAUAGCAGGAGGUUGUAUUCUGGAUUUAAUGACUUCUACAAUCUCCAAUGCUUUUAAGCUUCUUUCAACAGCAACAUUUUUCGGGGCAAUAUGUUGCUUUAGUGCCUUUUGUUUUAAGAGCCUUUAUGGUUUCCUAGCUCUUUUCUCAAUUGGUGAAUUACUCGUUUUUGCUACUCAGGGACCUGUCAAUUAUGUAUGCCUCCAUUGUGUGAAACCAAGUUUGCGUCCGCUAUCAAUGGCUAUGUCUACUGUUGCAAUUCACAUUUUUGGUGAUGUUCCUUCCUCACCACUUGUUGGGGUUCUCCAGGUUCGAUGAAUAGAGAGGAAGAAAGAAGAAAGGUCAAUACCACUAAUAAAAGGAAGGCAAAUGCAUGAGGAACUACUUUAUUCCAAUGUCUUUGUAAAGUGGAAAAAUAAAGUACUGUAACAGAAAGCUCAAUACCGCUAAUAAAAGGUAAUGUGCAUUUAUGUCCCUUUCAACUCUGAAACCAUGUGGACAUGUAAAGCGAGCCUUUCAAGUGUACAUGUGCAGUUUGUGGGAAAUUGUUUGAAAAUACCCCUCUGGUGUGAUAAAAUGGAUCUUAGGACUGGGAUAUGUGCCUGCUUAAAGUAGCUCAAACUAGACACAAAUGGGAGAUAUUGCCACUUAGUGAUUCUUUAUAUCUGUUUAUUUAUUUUAGUCAUUCAUUUAACAUAUUUGGGGGAAAUUCUCAGCUAAUAGAGUUUACAGUUUCCUGUUCAUGACUUUGUUCCCAAUUGGAUUGCUUUACGAUUACACAUGUUCAGAUAUGACAUUAAAAGGGUU